UAAGCCGAGCAAGCGACCACAAGAGACAUGACGUCGACGUACCGGGUGCGCACCGUCCCGACGCGCACAGUGACCACCGUGCGCCGUCAGGUGAUCGACGACGACGGCGACUUCUUCGACUUCCCAAAGGCCCGCGCGGGCGCCUCAGAGUUCACGACGGUACGCCACAGGGUCACGCCAGGCGGAGGUGUCGUGACCACGACCACGACGACAACCACGACCCCGAGGCGCGUCAUCCGCGACGUCAGUCUCGACGGCAUGGACGCCGACCCGUUCUUCGCGCGCGACGUCUCCAGGCCCUCCCGGACCAAGGAUCUCGAGGAGUUCAAGGUGUCCUUCGACAUCGGCCUGCACUUCAAGCCGGACGACCUGUCGGUGAAGACGCGCGCCGGCAUGGUCUUCAUCACGGCCAAGCGCACCGACGGCAACAUCACCCGCGAGUUCGACCGCAAGGUGCCGCUGCCCGACGGCGUUGACCCGCUCACCGUGCGCGCCCUGCUCAGCCCCACUGGCGUGCUGACCAUCAGGUCUCCGCGAAACCUGUCAUCGCGAUACACCUCGAACAUCUACGAGCGUCACGUGCCGGUCCGCAUGAGUCUGUACUAGAGAGGGCGAAAGGAAGAGAACAGAACUCGCGCCGGCAUGUGCUCAAGUUACAGAAAGCAUAUACUUCGCUUAUGCAGAACAAGCAAGCGUCAGUCAGCUAUGCCUACUAGUGUUUCAGAUUUCGGAGAAUACUAUAAAUCUGAAUUAUGCUAGGGAGGCUUUUAAUUCGGCUUCACCAGGCCUCUAUUAUUGCCCCUCCAUCACUGUUGUUUCCUAGUCAGAACGAAGGUACAAACAUAUACUACAUGGCGAAUAGUGCUCGAUGACUGCAGAGCAACUGUCAAAACGUGAAGAGGAUCGAAACAUUCUUUGCUGUUUGUGCCGUUUAUUACAUUUUUUGCUGUUUUCGCAUUGAAGACAAGCUUAUAAAAAUCCGCCCGUGCCUGUAAUAUGUGGACAAGUACAGCACCUGCUUUCAAGAAUGCCAGGUUUAAUUCAAUAUUCUG
Messenger RNA from Rhipicephalus microplus (southern cattle tick), 1052 nucleotides. RefSeq lists its product as uncharacterized. Gene Ontology annotation, cellular component: nucleus; cytoplasm. Lineage: Eukaryota; Metazoa; Arthropoda; Arachnida; Ixodida; Ixodidae. Gene Ontology annotation, biological process: response to heat; protein refolding. The record is from RefSeq and is a predicted model, not a curated record.